UUGACGUAUCGUCAUAUCCCCGUAGCACGGACUGAGCCCAUCUUUUCGAAUAAAAUACAUUUCACCUUUUCAUUCAUAUGCAAACAGCUCUUCACCAACCAGUCUGUAACAGCGAAUGGAACUUUACCCGACGGCUUCAAACAUCUAACCGUACUCACUAAUUGGCGUGCAUCGCCUAGCGGUUUGGCUCUCCGUCAACCUAUCAGUGGUACGGCUGGCGUCCCUCUGAAUGAAAUCUGUACCGUUUUGUACUCUGGCUCGGACAGCCCGGACCGUUUGGCCAGCCAAUUGAUCGAUCUAUUCCCGAACGCUGUAUACGAUUUCCUCAAAUACUAUAAUGCUGAUCAUCCGGGCAGUGUUCUGAUUCUGGUCGAUCUUGGUCCACAUUUGGAUGGCAUAGUUGCAACGGGGAAUUCAUCCGCUGGUCCAUCGCCAAUCUCCCCCCCGGAGAACUACAAUCAAGCAUUAGCAACCAUGCGGCCCGAUCCGGACGUACAGAUACCAUUUCCAACUGACGAAUCCAUAUGUCGUCUGUGUCAAAUACGGCUUAUGCUUGAUCGUUUUCUGUUUUGUGUCGAAGUCACUGUUUGUCUACCCACCCAGAACGAAGUGAACAUUCUGAAACUUCAGCGUGAACUGUUCGCCUUGACCAACGCAUCUGCUCCAACUGUGGCUUCCUCAUCAAUUAACAACGGGGAGAUUGAGACAGAACGUACCACGACUGCCAGUGGCAUGGGACGGAUUGUCAACGUGCCCAUCCCCGCCCGCUUUCGAGGACGAGACGACAUGGGAGUGCCUAGUUCUUCCGGUCUCAAUGGUCAUUCCCGUUCUGAAACAUCUAAGCCUAAUUUGCGGCGACGUAGUAAUUCGUUCUCCAGCCUGACUAAUCUCGAUCCAGCUCGAGACAGUGCGAUGCCUCCGCCCUAUGGGCAGCCGACGGACCAAAUGACCAAUUCAAAACACUCCUCAAACGAAUACUUUAUUGUACAACCGGGAGAUGGGUCGGAAAAUCAGCAGCUCGAUGGCAGAUCUGGAUCAGCGAAUCGUUGUCCUGGCUGUCCGGCAGCCUUUCAUCGACAUGCCCACCGGUAA
Molecule: messenger RNA, 1092 nt
Organism: Echinostoma caproni
Lineage: Eukaryota; Metazoa; Platyhelminthes; Trematoda; Plagiorchiida; Echinostomatidae
Source: the annotation of a GenBank genome assembly